CGACAAACGUGAGGCGACAUGACAUUUUGUUGGUGACGCGACAACUUUCUGAUAUCGAACCAUAUCUACUAAACAAAAAAUCAAUCUUAGAGUACAAAAAAGAACGAGUGAAAGUGACAUGAAUCAAAAAUUGUUGUAGACAUCGCAUGUUCGCGAACUUGGAAUGACGCAGACAUCGUGAUGCAGACUGUAACGUAAAAUUUUAUGAAUUCAAAGUUGUAUAGUUACAACAUUUGUGUGAAAUUCUAAAAAACAAUAACUCAUUGAUUGAAAAAAUAAUUUUUUAUCAAAGUUAAACAUGUUUUUAUUUUAAUAAAGAUUACUUUUUUUUUCUAAAUAAAAAAAUAUUACUUCAUUACAAAAAUAACGUACAUAUAAAGAAAAACUAUGGAUGAAACUAGAAAUUACAUAAAUUUAGUAUUAACAGUUAAAAAAUAUCCAGCGUUAUAUGAUCUUAGUUGCAAUGAUUACCAUAACAAAGUUGUUCGAAAUAAAAUGUGGAGAGCAGUGGCGCAGGAAGUAAACGCUUCUGCCGCAGAAUGUAAAGAAAAAUGGAAGAAUCUCCGUGCCAGUUUCAGCAGACAUUUAAGAAAUCAAAAUACAGCAAAUUCAAAAUCGAAAAAACCGUAUUACAUGGCAGAUUACAUGGAUUUUUUACUUCCUUAUAGCAAACUUCGUAGGGCGGAUGAAAGUUUGAACGAAGAAGGACCAAUCGCACAAGAAAAUUGGAAUGAAGAGGAGACCACUUCCGAUACGUCCUCUAAUUAUCAAAUUAACAAAUCCGAUCAAAAGAUGCCGGAAUCAGAAAGAGAUGGAGACACGAGAAAUGAAGAAUAUGUGUUUUCGAGAAGUAAAGCGAUCAGACAUGCAGAAGAUAGACUAUUGUCACAUAGAUGCUCAGAUAAUUGUAUUCUCACCAAUAGGCGAGAUCUUGACGAAUCAAUCAACGAUGCAGACUUAUUGUUCUUUAAAAGUUUACUUCCAGAUAUGCAACAGAUGACAAGUCAAGAAAAAAGAAGCUUUAAAAUAUCUGUAUUGGGUUUAAUCGAUAAAAUAUUAAACGAAAAGGAAUCGGCAAUGUCGGUCGAAAAUGAUAUUUCUUGUUCAAUAGUAAAAAAUCAACAAGAUGAAAGAACAGAUGAGUUUUAAGUUAAAUUUUUUAUAAACAAAAUGUUUGUAAUAAUAUAGAUUGAUUAAAGUAUGUUUAACAAAAUAAAAUGUAUUAAAAUUUGAGAAAAAUAUUAUAUAUAUUUAAAAAUAAUUUAUGAAUUAUAAUAAUAAUAGAUUAUCAAAUAAAUAUAUUCCCAUUUCCAUUAUUUAUUUUCGUUAUUUCAUAAAUUUGCAAAAGAUUUUGGAUAAAAAUAAACAAAAAAUUAAUUGAUCAAACAAUUGUCUCAAUAAAGUUGAGAACCACUGAAUAAUGCUGAUUGGUGAGACGAAACAACGCGGCAUCUUCGAGUCAACAGAAGAAAUUAAUGAAAAUUGAAUGUACAUAUUAUGCCAAAAGAUUCGAUUAUUUCCGGAUAAUAUACAAAAACAACCGAAUUCAACAGAAAUAUAUUUGAAUAUAUUAUAUACACAAUAUAUGAAUAAAUGCAUGAUCCAACAAAUAAAUUGCUUUCACAAAUCCUAUUUUGCAAGAAAUUCUAUGAAAAAAUUAGCAACUUAAGAAAACAAAUUAAUGUAAGCUGGAAUUUUC
This is a messenger RNA of Apis florea (little honeybee), 1699 nucleotides long. RefSeq lists its product as uncharacterized. Gene Ontology annotation, cellular component: nucleus; transcription regulator complex. The record is from RefSeq and is a predicted model, not a curated record. NCBI's taxonomy places the organism in Eukaryota, Metazoa, Arthropoda, Insecta, Hymenoptera, Apidae. Gene Ontology annotation, molecular function: DNA binding. Gene Ontology annotation, biological process: regulation of transcription by RNA polymerase II.